GACUGCCAACCAUCGGAAAGAGGCAUUACGAUCAGCACAGCGUGCACAGGUUAUUCAGUGUUUCUGAGCGUAGCGUACCAUUGCUGGUACGUGCUUCCACCACGCAGGGACGCUGGUUCUGCGUAGAACACUCCUUUGAGCUCUCAUUCGCUGGAAGAGCUCGAACGAGCGUCGCAUCGCAGUCAACAUGGCGCCAACGUCCGAGCAGGCUUUUGCAGCCUGCGUGGACGGCAAUCUUGGUGCGCUGCAGGAUGCUUUAAAUGGGGACAAUGCAGUUCGUGUCAACGAGCAGAAUGCUGAAGGGAUGAGCUUGAUCAAGGCGGCUGUGCUGCACGAGCAAGUGCCAUUGGUCCAGGAGCUACUUGCUAGAGGCGCCGACUACUCUGAGGUCAUUGAGCUCGAACAGGCGCAGCAACACCCGCAGAUCUCAGCUAUGCUCCUCUCCCAUCACCAGCAUGUGACCAGGGCACCGGAAGGCGAACAAUCUGCUUUUGACCCACAUGGAGGCCAACCCAUGGCUGAUGGCUCAGUCAACUACAUGCAUGCAUCGUCGUAUUCGCAACAGGGCGGACCGAUAUACCCGGGGAUGCAGCCACAUUUCAUGUCCGACGGUUCUGGCCCCUACUUUUUCCCACCUGGCAACACGGCUGGGCCGCAAGGCCAGCCCUACUCCGGCAUGCCGAACGGCGCGGGUCCUUUCCCCUUCGCGCAACAAGCGCCGCCGCUAGAGCAACACGCGAACGACCCCACAUCCGCAAUGCACAAUCUGCCUCCGCCCGACGUCGCCAAGAAUAUUCCUUGCAAAUUUUUUCCGAAUUGCCGAUACGGAGAUCAGUGCGUCUUCCAGCACCCUGCAGGCGGCGUCUCUCCCGUUGCUCCUUCCAAUGGCCCCACUGCUUCUGGCCAGGCACCUACUCAGCACUUGUCCAGCCCAUCUUUGAAUGGCUCUGCCCCAGCUUCUAUGUCUCCCAAUGGCGCACCCUCUUCCAUGCAUUCUCCGACACCCGGCGUGAGCUCACCAGUUCCGAACGGAGCCCCGAUGUUCUUCCAGCCUCCACCAGGGUAUGGCUACGCUCCUCCUUUCGGAGGGCCUGCUCAGCCAUUCUAUGUUGGGCCGCCCAUGCACAUGCAGUACCCGCAUGGCUGGCCGAUGCCCAUGCAAUUUAUUCCUCCGCACCUUCAAGUGCCUCCUCAGCAAGAACAGCCACAGCAGCAGAGUUCGCAGCAGCCACAACCUGAGCGCUCGUCGUUCGAUGCACAGCAGACUGGCGCUGUUGCAACGCAGGAGCAGAGUCAGAGUUCCACACCUGAAGCGGCGGCAGAGCAAGAGCAAGGGCAGGUUUCAGGCGAGCAGGAGCAUUCGUUAGCCACCCAAGCGCCAGACUCGUCGGGGACGGCAGCCCCAUCUCCCAGCAAAGCAGAUGAGCAGGGAGAGGGCGCGACGCAGGCCUUUGGCUCUUACCUGCAAUCAACCGCUGUACCCUUCGAGCCUUCUUCAGCGUCUACUAUGGCAAUGAUGAACAUGGUCCAGCAACCUUUCAUGGGUCAAAAUGGGGGAGGCUUCUACACACGCGGGAAACCGAGUCGGCGAGGCGGUUCAGCAGGUACUGGUGCCUUCUCGGGUAAGCGCAGCAACGUCGAGCGGCCGCCGUGCGUCUUUUUCAUCCGGUCCAAGUGCAGGUAUGGCGAGGAGUGCUUGUUCCCACACGUGCUGCCAGAUGGCACAGAUGCACGAGGUCCAAAUGCACCGCACAGGAACAGGUCUGCAGAGGACGCGACCAAUGCCAAGACGGCGGCCAAGGCCGCCGCGAAGGCGAAGGCGGCGAGCAACGUGGCUUUGAGCACAUCUGACACGGCGCCUUUGACAAGCGCAGCUGCCAAGAACACCUGCCUUCCGACCAACGAAAACAAGGCCGAACUUCCGACAACGCUAGCAGCUGCGGAAGCAGCUGCAGUUUCGGAGAAAAAGGCUUCUAGCGGCGCUCCCGCUGUGGUGUCCUCAAGCUCGGCAGCGCAAGCACCAACUGCUUCGCAGCGUGGCUUCAACCACGGAACUUUCCCGCGUGGUGCAGGCCCCGCGCGGUCUGCAGGGCGCGGUGGGGCUACGGCCCAUGGCGGUGCCAGUCAUGCAGCCAAGAAGGCCGCUCAUCAGCAACGCGUGCCAAACGGUGAUGACUUCCCGGCUCUUCCUUUCUCGCCGGUCGUUUCCGCUCCCGACACACCGCCCCUGGGCUCCACGACGACCGUCGCUCAUGUCAACGGUGACGCGUCUGAAGCCUCCCCACCAGCUGCUGCUGCGCCUGCUUCGGCGGCACCGAAGUUCAACUUCUCGGCCAUUUUAUCCGCACCUGCGCCGGUAAAGUCUGUCAAGGUUCCCGAGACUUCCGAGAAGGCUGAGAAAGAUGCAAGCAACACCAAUAACGAGGUAGCCGCAGACGACAAGGCUGAGAAGGAGCAGGGCCAGACCGCUGCUCCACGAUCGGCCGCCGAGGUGCUGGCCAGUGCCACUGCUAAUGCCGCUCCGGCAGCAGCUGCAAAUUCGAUGAGCUCCCAGCCUGCAGCCAAAAGCACACCUCAUGUGAACGGCUCUGCUGAGACCAAGCCUACCGAGAAGGCCAAGCCGCAACCAAAUGCCCAUGGUAAGAAGCCCUCGACGUUGAAUGGUCACGCCGCUCGAACAUCACAAGCGCGUGCUCCCAACGGAGUCGCACACAACGGGCAUCACAAGCAACAGCAGCACUCCAAGGCAAUGGGAGCACCCCCUGCCCUAGAUGAUGACUUCACGCCCGUGAAGGGCAAACACGCAGCUAAGCGCAGCAGCGUCCUCCCCACGAAAGGCAUAAAUGUUGCCAACGCCGUACCACCUUCACAGGAGGACUCCAUGGCCUCUUCUGCAGCGCAACCAGACCUCGCGACGAACACCGCCAAAGCAGUCAUGGUUUGAGCUCUGUCCCAUUAUCCGCCCUGCCCCUCUUUGUGCAUUUCCGUUCCAACACUCAGCCCAGGCUGUUCGAUCCGAUUCACUUUUAAGACGUUCUCUAUCCGUCGGCAGCUUGCAAGAGUUUCCCUUUCUAUCACUCAUUUCGAAAAACACUCAGCAAAUCAGCAUGGAUCUCCCUCGGGCCCCCUGCCGAUCUUUUAGCGAUCGGCCGGCAUCAGCGACAUUGGUCGUGUACAUAUAGCACCAAAACAGACUUACUCUAAUCGGACAUCUUGAGAUGCGCGGGCCCUCCGGCCAUCGGAUCGGCUCGCCGGGCAACUGCUCGACACUGCAAGAGAGCGGGCACCGCGCACCUAGCUGUUCUGUUCAUCACCAUC
Molecule: messenger RNA, 3318 nt
Organism: Tilletiaria anomala UBC 951
Lineage: Eukaryota; Fungi; Basidiomycota; Exobasidiomycetes; Georgefischeriales; Tilletiariaceae
Exons: 3
Coding region: 188-2944 (918 amino acids)
Molecular function (GO): metal ion binding
Source: RefSeq, a predicted model, not a curated record